AUGCCAGGAAGACUUUCUUGGUUCCUUUUCCUCUUGAUUGGGAGUCUCUCCUGGAACCCCUCGAGCUCUCCAGCUUCGUUGAAGACCCUCAAGUUCACAGCUCCAAAGGCUUCUCCUGAAGCAGUGGAGACAUCCAGUGGAGUCUAUGAGGUCAAGAGAGGCCAGCCACUAGACUGGUGGCAUGCCUACAACUUCUGUGACCAGCGUUUUGCCCAGCUGGCUUUGGAGCUCCCACAUGAGGCUGUGACUGAGCUACUUCAAGGACAAGUACAAGGUCCAAUCUGGGUGGGCCAGAAAACAGUCUUGCUACGGAGACCCCAACAAAGGCGUACACACAUGCUGCCAAGUCUGGUGUUUGAGAUGCAGACAGCCACAAAAUAUGCCAGGCUGCUGGUGGAUUUUCCCUUGUUGGCUGCCAUCACAGUCUGUGCCCAUGUACAGUGGAACUCAGCUGUGGACAAGGUGGGCACCAUCUUCUCAUACGCUGCCCCAACCUUCGCCAAUGAGCUUCAGCUUCGUGGUUUCACUGCCCACAAUGGACUGGUUCACUUGGCCCUGGUUGUCCAUGGACACCAUUCUCCGUACCUGCCCGUCUUUUCUGCAGAUGAGAGGUGGCACCAUAUUUGUGCCACCUGGGAGGAAAGGAGUGGCCACUGGGCUCUCAUGGCCGAUGGCAACCUGCAGGCAGGAGCCCAGAGCCUGUCCCCAGCCCAACCCUUGGCUCCUGGAGGCGUGUUUGUCAUUGGGCAGGACCAGGACUCCUUGGGUGGUGGCUUCAAGGAAGAAGAGGCCUUCGGGGGCAACAUUACAAGUCUUUAUGUAUGGGCCCGAGUACUAGGCCUGGAGCAGCUGGAUAUGGCCCGAGUAUGCGAGACCCCUGAAGAUGGGCUUCUUUUUGGCUGGGAUCGCUGGACCCUGGAGAUCGAACCCACCCUCCAAGAGGUUGUGUUGCCUUUCACAUGCCCUGUGCCCCUAGAAGAGUGCCCAACUUUGGAUGCUGCCAGUGGAACAUUGGGUUCUGAGUGGUGUCUACAGUCUCUUCCUUUCCUCUGCCAUUACAGGCCAGAGGUCUAUCAGCGACUGAAAGAAAUCCAGGAAACAUCCGAUGGGGAGUUUAUCAGCCGGGUCAACGCUCUGGCCAAUGCUAACAUGCUUUCCAGAGAUUUUUUUCAAGAAGAUAUUGGGUCUCUGAGUGUCCCUGAGGCUACCAGCUUCUUGGGGGUCCUGGAACAGGCCCUGGCAGCAGAGGAGACCCCCUUGCAGCCGGCUGACCUGCUUGCUGUCGUGAGCUUCCUGAAGAGGGUUGUUGCCAUCAAGGUCAGAGAUCAAGAUCCCUACGGGCAGCAGGAACAUCUCAGCCAGAGCUUCUUGGCAGUGGUUGGCCUGCUUUUGGAAGAACAAACCAAAGCCCAGUGGCUGGAGAUUAAAGAGAUCAUUAGAAGUCCCAUGGUCCUGGUGGAGAGUGUAGAGCAUCUUGCCAUCAGCCUGAGCCUGCUCCUCACAUCUGAGAGAUCCAACAUCUCUAUCCAGAAGGGCCCCAUUGGCAUCAAAGUUCGAAGCCUGAACCUGAGAGACUUGGCCAGUGGUGAUUUAUUAGAGAUUCCAGGAAGGCCAGAAUAUAUCCAAGUGCCCUUUGAGGAAGUGAGAAGACUUCAAGGGAGAGGUCUCUCCGAAGUCACUGUGAUCAACACUUGGUUUGCCUACAGUGCCCUCCAGCACACCUUGGGGUGGGAAGAGCAGGAAAGUGGCAAGGUCCUUACCCAAGAUGUCUCCAAAUCUGAUGAAAGGCAAAAGUACCUAAGCACCCAGGUGGGGUCAGCCAUCAUCUCAUCCACAAUUCUGGGACACCUCCAGGUGUUCAGCACAGCUGUGCAUUACCAUCUUCUACACCAGGCCCAGGGGUUUUCAGAUAAACUGGUGGAGCCUGUCUGUGCCUUCUGGAAUUUCAGCACCAGCCCUGAGGCUAGAGGCUCCUGGUCCAACAAAGGAUGUUCAGUGAUUGCUCAGCACCAAGAAUCUACAUCCUGUUUCUGCAACCAUAGCACCAACUUUGCCAUCCUCUUACAGGUGUAUGAUCUCCAGAGGAGCUCUGAGGAGGAGUCUGUGUUGAAGACGCUUUCUUUCAUUGGCUGUGGCGUGUCGUUUUGUGCCCUCAUCACCACCUUCAUCCUUUUCCUGGCUGUUGGGCUCCCACAGUCCGAGAGGACCACCGUUCACAAGAACCUUAUCUUUGCUCUAGCGGCUGCUGAAGCCCUUCUCAUGUUCAGCGAAUGGGCAAAAGCCAAAAAGGUGACGUGCAUGGUACUGACAGCCCUCUUGCACCUCUUCUUCACGGCUGCCUUCACCUGGAUGCUGGUCGAGGGCCUCCUGCUAUGGAGUAAGGUCGUAGCUGUCAACAUGAGCGAGGGCCGGAGGAUGAAACUUUACUACGUGAUAGGCUGGGGUCUCCCCGUGGUCAUUGUAGGUAUCACUCUGGCUUCCUCCUUUGAUGCCUACAUGGCUGAUCGCCACUGCUGGCUGAGCUUACAGAAUGGGGUCAUCUGGGCCUUUGCAGGACCUGUCCUUUUUGUACUGACUGUAAAUACCUUCAUCUUGUUCCGAGUGGUGAUAGUCACUGUGUCCAGUGCCCGGCGACGUUCCAGGAUGCUGAGCCCCCAACAUAGCCUGGAGAGACAGAUUGGAGUCCAGAUAUGGGCAACAGUGAAACCUGUGUUAGUGUUACUGCCAGUUCUGGGCCUUACGUGGCUGGGCAGCAUGCUGGCCCACCUCAGCAUGGCAUGGGCAUAUGUGUCCAUCAUCCUCAACUCUUUCCAGGGGCUGUACAUCUUCCUGGUCUAUGCCGUCUACAAUAGCGAGGUUAGACAAGCCAUACAGAGGAUGAAAGAGAAAAAGAAGGCUCUCUUGUUCACACCUCCCGACUCCAGCUUCCUUGGAGCUAUCCUGAGGACAUACCCAAGCUAGUGAGGGAUUUGUGGCUUACAGAACUGUUCCCGACCAAUAAACUACUCAAGAAACCCCAUGAACACUGCUUCCUGGGAGAUGAAGAAAGGAAAUCCCCCUGGCCUCGCCCGCAGCACCUCUGCCGCAGCCCCAGCCACCCCAGCUCCUCUCCAAAGAGACAUCGCCCAGCAAGGGAAUUUUGGCGCCAAAAUCCCAGUGGGCAUUUCAUCCAUCAUGUCACUGGAAAAAUCAAUGGAGAAACGGAGGCCCAGAGAGGAAGAAGGUCACAGGAGGAGACCAGCAGUGGAGCUGACAGCAUUCAAAUCCUCAGGUAGGAGAUGGAAAGAGGAAGGAAUAAAAGCUUUACUGGGGCUGGGGGCUGGAGAGGAACUGGCCCAGGGCCAAAGCUCAGAAGUGAGCAAACUGGCUCUGCUCAGGAGCUUAGGGACAGCUCUGGAAGUUCUGGGGUGGUGCAGAAUGGAGACUAUCUCCCAGGGAGCUGCUCCAACUCAUCCCCCAACCCCCACUCAGUUCCUGUUCCAUGGCUGCCACCCCUAG
Gracilinanus agilis (Agile Gracile Mouse Opossum) is the source of this 3498-nucleotide messenger RNA. It is a transcript of the gene ADGRD2, whose product is annotated as adhesion G protein-coupled receptor D2. The record is from RefSeq and is a predicted model, not a curated record. NCBI's taxonomy places the organism in Eukaryota, Metazoa, Chordata, Mammalia, Didelphimorphia, Didelphidae. Gene Ontology annotation, cellular component: membrane. Gene Ontology annotation, biological process: adenylate cyclase-activating G protein-coupled receptor signaling pathway; cell surface receptor signaling pathway. Gene Ontology annotation, molecular function: G protein-coupled receptor activity.